AUGUCCCUACGCCUGUGCAGCGUGCACCUGCAGCUGCUAAUGCUGCUGCCUCGCCCGCUCAAUGAGCCGCGCUCGUAUCCAAAUCAGCAUGCUCACGCUCACACACAGCAGCACGAGCAGAAUCGUCUCCCCGAGCUCGUCGUCCACGCCAAACUCCUGCGCGUUCCCGUGCUCAUUGAGGUACUCCCCGCGCAGAGUACCGUUGAAGUAGUCCUCGGGCCCGAAGUCGAGUUCGUCUGCGAUGGCUUGACGGUGCUCGCGCCGAAUGCCACGAAAAAUUAA
Messenger RNA from Coniophora puteana RWD-64-598 SS2, 282 nucleotides. RefSeq lists its product as uncharacterized. The coding region runs from base 1 to 282 and encodes 93 amino acids. Lineage: Eukaryota; Fungi; Basidiomycota; Agaricomycetes; Boletales; Coniophoraceae. The transcript has 2 exons. The record is from RefSeq and is a predicted model, not a curated record.